CUGCUGCCUUUUACCUUGAGUUUUUUUUUCCCCCUCUUAUUGCUUCCUCAAAGAAAUCAACUAUGUGAAAGUGUUGUCUCUUGGAUUUCCUCUUUGGGCAAAUUAACUGUAAAUUGUAAGGGUUUUGUCAACCCUUGCAGCCCUCUCUUUCUUCUACAUCAAGUUGCUUCUUGAAGCAUAUUUCCUUGCCUCUGCUCUUGUCACUCACAUCAAUUUAUCACAGAAAUGUUGAUGUUGUUGAAUAUGCUCGAUUCAGAAUGCUACCUUUGUCCCAAGAUGUGGCUGAUAUGAUCCUACUAUUGCAAAGGAAGUGAAAUAGAUAAACAAUGGUUACUUAAAGGUCCAAAAUUUGUUUUCUCAAGAUAAAAAAGUAUAGCUCAUUCAUUCUCACUUAAAUUAAUUGCUAGAUGUUGAUCCAGGUUAGAAUUCUUAUAUAGUUAUCCUGUGUUAAUCUUCUCUGAAAUAGGUUAUCCUGAAAGUUAAACUGGAUACUUUCUGAGUGUUUUCCAUCUGGGUUCAUAUUUUUAUUUAUCAGUGAUAUGUUGCUAUACUUUGCACUACUCUAGUAGAGCACAUAGUAUGGUUGAAAGCUACAAAGUAUAGAAUUACCCGAUUGGAUAAAACUUUUGCAUAGUAUUGAAAGGAAGGUAAAAAGCUUUGACAUAUUUGAAACCGCCAAGAUAACAUUUUCUUUUAAGAAUCAGUUAUUUACAUCGAACUUAAGUCACAUAAUUAGUUGAAAACUUUUCUUUGUCUCAAGGGCUCAGAGGGAUAAAAUCUCGAUCAGUUUAGAUAAAUUUGCAGUUUAAUAUCUUGAGGAAUUUGCAAGUCAUGUACUUGUAGCUAAUGUUGAGAAAAGCAGUUGUUUAUAUCCAUCUCAUACCUUAUGGACAAUAUGCUUGUAAGCUAUAAAGAAGUCCUCUUACUUGCUACCUUCAUGCUAGAUGUUCUUGCGAGAACACCACAACCUGAAGAAAUACUCACUCAUGGCUAUGAAGCUGAAGUCAGUUGGAAGAUAAAAUUGGUAAAUUUUGAUGGUUUACUUAUGACACAAUGGUAUCAACUUUUCAAGAUUUACUUUACAUGCAGUACAUUGGUGUGGUUUUUGUUGUAGAAUCUUCCUAGGUUGCCAUUUCUAUCGUACGGCUGUUGUGCAUUGAAGAGUUCCAUUGUAGAAUCUGUUCCAUGCCAAGUCACUAGUAGACCUGCACAUAGGCAGCCACAUAAGAGUUCUUGGUAGCUAGUUUGUGCAUUGAAGAGGAUAAUACCAAUCAGUUGCUCUCAUUAUUCAAUGUGCCCUUCAUCUUUCAUGCAAACAUUCCAGUGCAGGGAUAACCUGAUCCAUACAUCUGCUGUCUCUGACUAUGACCUUGGAGGAGAUGGAGAUCUGUUCAAUGCCCCGAAACCCAUAGUAGAAGAAUCAUUACUUGCAGUGAAUCCUUUGUCUGCUGCUCUAUCAAUGAUCUCUGGCUAUGGAAGUUCUAUUACAGAUGAAACAAUACAAAUUUCAGAUAUGAAAUCAAUUGAAAAUGAAGAUCUCUUAUGUGAGGUGCUCAAUGACUGGAAGGGAGACCUCGUUUCAAAGUCAGUCACAAAUGUGCCUACUCUUGAGGCAUCAAAUAUUCCGGUUUCUGCACCGCUGACAGAGGGUUCUUCUGUAGAGGGAUCUUUGCAGAAGAGUAUCAGUACAGAGUGUUUAAGCACAGUGGAUGGUGCUAACCCUUCCAGUGUUGAACCAUGUUUGCUUGGCUUGCAUGAAAUGAAUUUUGAGUCUGCUUUUGGCAUAAGGAGAGCAUACAGUGAAGGGGAUAUCGAGAUUCUUCGAACUAAUAACCCAGUUCAUGGUAUCAUGAACACUUUUCCUUCUCUUGAGUUUUUAGCAUCCGUAGAGGAUGCGAAGACCGAGGAGAAGAUUGAAGCAAGGAGGAUAAAGCUUUCUAGGUACAGGAAGAAAAGGACAAGUAGAAACUAUGGAAGAAAGAUCAAGCAGUACGCGUGCAGAAAGGCUCUAGCAGACUGUCAGCCUCGUGUCCGUGGAAGGUUUGUGAAGAUAGAAGACAAGAGUGCUACGAGUAGUAAGCUGUAAGAGGUGUAAAGAAUACCCCUAUUGCUAAAUGUUUCUUCAGCUGUAGUGUUUGCCUAUAUUAAAUUAAGUCUUCUAUCGCAGUUAUGUAAAUACGUAUAAAUAAAUCAGUUUACUAAUGAUUAUAACAA
Messenger RNA from Zingiber officinale, 2214 nucleotides. Its product is annotated as zinc finger protein CONSTANS-LIKE 9-like. Lineage: Eukaryota; Viridiplantae; Streptophyta; Magnoliopsida; Zingiberales; Zingiberaceae. The record is from RefSeq and is a predicted model, not a curated record. Gene Ontology annotation, molecular function: protein binding. Gene Ontology annotation, biological process: regulation of flower development. Gene Ontology annotation, cellular component: nucleus. Bases 1292 to 2086 code for a protein of 264 amino acids. The transcript has 4 exons.